GGAAGAGGAAGAGGAAGAGGAAGAGGAAGAGGAAGAGGAAGAGGAAGAGGAAGAGGAAGAGGAAGAGGAAGAGGAACAGGAGCACGAGUACAGGCGGAAGCCCAAGCAGAAAGCGGCAUUCGCUUGGAGCAACGCUUUUCCGGAAGACUGCUGGCUGACUAGACUGGACUGGACCGGCCCGCUCUCAACGAGAGAUCAGCGAAACCUCGCGGCGCCGAGCAGGUUCCCAUCCACUCGCUCUCCCAUUGAAAACUCCCAAUUGCAUCUGCUUCUGUUCUUCUCUCCCUGCAGUGAAAAAUGAGUGAAUGAUGAUGCAUUGUCUCUUCCUCUUUCCCUUUUUCGUCGCAAUCACGCUCGCUCAGUACCCACCGUCCGCAGUCAACUUGACGACCAUCAAAUCCCCUGUCGAUGGGAAUAUCACGAUCUCUUACAAGUCUCCGCCAGCAGGCACCUGCGAAACAGCCUUUCCGACACAGCAGCAGUAUACAGGAUGGGUCCACUUACCCGGGAGGUAUCCGACGAACACGUUCUUUUGGUUUAUAGGAGCUAGGGAUCCAACGGAUCAGCUCACAGUAUGGUUGAAUGGAGGUCCGGGUUCGAGCUCCAUGAUCGGUCUUUUCAACGAGAAUGGCCCUUGUGAAGUAGUCGAACUUGGUCUGGGAAAACUGGGGACAAAGGUUCGGGAUUGGGGCUGGGAUCGAGGCUCGAAUAUGUUAUUCAUUGAUCAGCCAAAUCAAGUUGGGUUUUCCUACGACACUCCUACCAAUGGCUCCAUCGAUCUUCUUACAUCCGAUUUAUACACCCCUCCGCAAGUGCUUCCGAGUUCCCAGCCUGCAACCACCUUCAUGAAUGGGACGUUUAGCUCUUUGAACUCCAGCAAUACCGCAAACACGACCGAAAUAGCCGGAAUGGUCAUUUGGCACAUGCUUCAAGGAUUUUUGGGGGCUUUUCCGGAGUAUGGGCCGAAUAGUAGCACGACGAUGGGUGUCCAUCUGUUCGCCGAAAGCUACGGUGGAAAAUAUGGUCCUGCAUUUGCUAGUAUCUGGGAGGAACAGAACUUACGGCGGUCCAACGGAACACUCUCCAGGGCUGGCACUAUCGAGAUUAAACUUGCUUCGCUCGGUAUCGUCAAUGGCUGUGUGGAUGACUUGAUUCAAGCUCCUUUCUACCCAGCAAUGGCGGUCAAUAACACUUAUGGUUUGUCCGCAAUCAACCCAACACGAGCACGACUUGCCAGCGCCAGCUUCUCUUCUGAAGGAGGAUGCGGAGAUCUUAUCAGACAAUGUCGGACAGCUGUGAGCAGCCAGGACCCUAAUAAUGAGGGAGAUGUGUCAGUUGUUAAUAACAUAUGCUCCAACGCAUACAGCUCCUGCUCUACCAAUGUAAUAGAGCCUUACUUUGAUGCUGGGAGGAGUAUCUACGAUAUUGCUCACUACAUACCGGAUCCAUUCCCUCCAAGCACCUACCUAGAGUACUUGAAUACGGCAUCAGUCCAGGCGGCCAUUGGCUCACCAGUCAACUUUACACAGACCAACCAAGAGGUUAUCUCGGCUUUUACCUCUACAGGAGACUAUGAACGGAACGAUCUGAUUCCCGAGAUUGCCAAGCUCCUGAAAGCUGGAAUCCGUGUGGGAUUCAUGUAUGGCGACCGAGAUUACAUCUGCAAUUGGCUCGGCGGGGAAGCCAUUUCUCUGGCUGUUGCAGCAGCGACAUCUCCAUCAUACGCCUCAAUCUUUCCAGAGUCUGGGUACGCACCCAUCAUUGUAAAUACUUCAUACAUCGGAGGUGUAGUCCGCCAAUACGGCAAUCUAUCUUUCAGCAGAAUCUACGACGCAGGACACAGCGUCCCAGCCUACCAGCCCGAGACUGCUUUCCAGGUCUUCGCACGAAUCUUGAGCGGCACCUCUGUCUCAACAGGAGAGAUAAUUAAUCCCUCUUUGUACAACACCACAGGUGCGCUCAACGCAACACACACAAAUUCGCUUCCGCCGUCACCGUCAGCUACGUGCUGGCAGAGAAAUAUUCCCGAGACUUGUAAUGGGGAUCAGAAGCAGCAGAUUGUCAAUAGAGAGGGUGUGAUCAUCAAUGGUAUACUCUAUGACGAAGCCAAGGACUGGAGCUCAGCUACCUCAUCGUCAACUUCCUCGGCACAAUCCCAGAGUACAGGAAGAGUCUCUGUAACAACUACUACGCAGAUUCUUACUGGCUUCUUCACGGCUACUGCCACGCCGAGCCCGACGAAGUCAUUUGGAGUCACAUCUUCACCACUAAAUGCGAAGCUACUGGUAUUACCAGCUCUAGCGAUGUCACUCUUCUCAUUGAUAUUUUGAAUGUCUAAACACACAAGCAAUAGGUCUGCUCGAACGCAGCAAUCACCGGUAAAGCAGCCCGGCCGAACCGAUAAAACAGACCAGCAAAAAAUUCGAGUCGGCCACCUUGAAGUCCUGGCCACGGACAUAUAGAGACAGCAAGACACAAAAAUAAACUUAUUUUGCUCCUUUCACGCAAUAUACCAUGCCAAAUGGCAACAUCAGCACCAGCGCAAAAACGAAAUGGAAGUGGAAAAUCUACUUGGGAAAAGCCAGGUGAAGGAUAGGUGGGAAGGAGUUGCAGCACCGACUGCAUUUGUUCUUGGCUGGAUUUUGUAUCAAGUUAUACCCAUCUUCAAGACAGAUCAUAUUUGUAGAAGGAAUGAUACGCAACUAAUGGUAAUGCACGCUGGGCAAGUGAGAACGAAAGGGAGAAGGGGACCAAAGAGUACUUGUACUUGUAAAUGACGAUCUUGUAUAGAAUAGGAACAUACCAGGAGGAUGAAUGUGUAUGUGCAUGGAAGAAAAGGGACAAAAGAGAAUAUAUUGUUCUAUAAAGGAGC
This is a messenger RNA of Cadophora gregata, 2872 nucleotides long. RefSeq lists its product as uncharacterized. The record is from RefSeq and is a predicted model, not a curated record. Gene Ontology annotation, molecular function: serine-type carboxypeptidase activity. Bases 306 to 2330 code for a protein of 674 amino acids. Gene Ontology annotation, biological process: proteolysis. Gene Ontology annotation, cellular component: fungal-type vacuole. NCBI's taxonomy places the organism in Eukaryota, Fungi, Ascomycota, Leotiomycetes, Helotiales, Ploettnerulaceae. The transcript has 2 exons.